CUUCUUCUUCGUUGGCUUUUUCUCUCUCUUCUGCCCCGGAAGCGGAAGUUCCUUCCUUUCUUGUUUCUGCCCGCUAUAGAGACGCUCACAGCAGAAGAUGGCUCCUCGUAAAGGAAAGGAGAAGAAGGAGGAGCAGGUGAUCAGUCUGGGUCCUCAGGUGGCUGAAGGAGAGAACGUCUUCGGAGUGUGCCACAUCUUCGCCUCCUUCAACGACACCUUCGUCCACGUCACCGACCUGUCCGGGAAGGAAACCAUCUGCCGUGUGACCGGAGGGAUGAAGGUGAAGGCGGACCGAGACGAGUCGUCUCCGUACGCCGCCAUGCUGGCCGCUCAGGACGUCGCUCAGCGCUGCAAAGAGCUGGGAAUCACAGCGCUGCACAUCAAGCUGAGGGCCACCGGGGGCAACAGGACGAAGACUCCUGGUCCUGGAGCUCAGUCGGCUCUCAGAGCUUUGGCUCGAUCUGGGAUGAAGAUCGGACGCAUCGAGGACGUCACUCCCAUCCCGUCAGACUCCACCAGGAGGAAGGGCGGCCGCCGUGGUCGCCGUCUGUAAACUGUAACACGGAUGAUCAAUAAAACGUUAAAGUCA
Messenger RNA from Acanthochromis polyacanthus (spiny chromis), 589 nucleotides. Its product is annotated as 40S ribosomal protein S14. Gene Ontology annotation, cellular component: cytosolic small ribosomal subunit; ribosome. Bases 98 to 553 code for a protein of 151 amino acids. Gene Ontology annotation, molecular function: structural constituent of ribosome; small ribosomal subunit rRNA binding; mRNA 5'-UTR binding. Gene Ontology annotation, biological process: ribosomal small subunit assembly; maturation of SSU-rRNA from tricistronic rRNA transcript (SSU-rRNA, 5.8S rRNA, LSU-rRNA); translation. Lineage: Eukaryota; Metazoa; Chordata; Actinopteri; Pomacentridae. The transcript has 5 exons. The record is from RefSeq and is a predicted model, not a curated record.